Molecule: messenger RNA, 1787 nt
Organism: Lycium ferocissimum
Lineage: Eukaryota; Viridiplantae; Streptophyta; Magnoliopsida; Solanales; Solanaceae
Product: sugar carrier protein C-like
Exons: 4
Coding region: 20-1618 (532 amino acids)
Biological process (GO): monosaccharide transmembrane transport
Cellular component (GO): membrane
Molecular function (GO): monosaccharide transmembrane transporter activity
Source: RefSeq, a predicted model, not a curated record
AGAAAAAAAAAAAAAAAAGAUGGCUGGAGGUGGUGGAAUAGGGCCAUCAAAUGGCAAGGCAUAUCCUGGAGAACUCACCUCUAAAGUUUUAGUUACUUGUAUUGUUGCUGCUAUGGGUGGUUUAAUAUUUGGUUAUGACAUUGGAAUUUCAGGCGGAGUGACAUCAAUGGAUGUAUUUUUGAAGAAAUUUUUCCCAGAUGUGUAUGCAAAGGAAGUACUGCACACAGUGUCAACAAAUCAAUACUGCAAAUUCAACAGCCCAAAAUUGACAUUGUUUACAUCAUCUCUAUAUUUGGCUGCACUUGUUGCAUCAUGGGCUGCUUCAACUGUAACUAGAAUUAUGGGACGUAGAUUAUCUAUGCUUUCUGGAGGACUUCUUUUUCUAAUUGGCGCUAUUGUCAAUGGAUGUGCCACAAAUGUUGCUAUGCUCAUUAUUGGUAGAGUCUUUCUUGGUUUUGGUAUUGGUUUUGCCAAUCAGUCUGUGCCAGUGUACCUUUCGGAGAUGGCACCCUACAGAUACCGUGGCGCGUUGAACAUUGUUUUUCAACUCUCCAUCACAGUUGGAAUUCUAGCAGCAAAUCUUCUCAAUUAUUUCUUCGCGAAAAUAAAAGGCGGAUAUGGCUGGCGUUUGAGUUUAGGAGGAGCAAUUGUACCAGCAUUGAUAUUCAUCGUUGGUUCACUUUGCCUUCCUGAUACACCAAAUUCUCUAAUUGAACGUGGCAAAGAGGCUGAAGCGAAAUCAAGGCUGUUAAAAAUCAGGGGAAUUGACAAUGUUGAUGCAGAGUUUAAUGAUUUAAUUGAAGCAAGUAAAAGAUCAAAUCAAGUGCAACAUACUUGGACAAUAUUGUUGCAACGUAAAUAUAGGCCACAGUUGACAUUUGCUGUGUUGAUUCCUACAUUUCAACAAUUGACAGGGAUGAAUGUGAUUAUGUUUUAUGCACCUGUUCUGUUUAAGACAAUUGGUUUUGGGGCAACUGCUUCACUUAUGUCUGCUGUGAUUACUGGUCUUGUCAACUUUGUUGCUACUUUUGUUUCUAUUCUCACUGCUGAUAGAGUUGGAAGGAGAUUUCUAUUUCUUUUGGGUGGCAUUCAAAUGUUGGCUUGUCAGAUUAUUAUAGCGAUUGCAGUUGCACUAAAGUUUGGAAUAAGUGGGGAUCCAGGGACAUUGCCAAAAUGGUACGCGGCAACCGUUGUGUUGUUCAUCUGCAUAUACGUUGCUGGUUUCGCGUGGUCGUGGGGACCUCUAGGAUGGUUAGUCCCUAGUGAAAUCUUCCCUCUCGAGGUCCGACCUGCUGGUCAAGCUGUGAACGUAUCGUUCAACAUGAUUUUCACCUUCUUCAUUGCCGAAAUCUUCACAGAAAUGCUAUGUGUUUUCAAGUUUGGACUCUUCAUAUUCUUCGCUUUUUUCGUCUUCGUCAUGACAUUAUUCAUCUACUACUUCCUUCCCGAGACAAAAGGGAUUCCAAUUGAUGACAUGGGCAAAAUUUGGAGUGAACAUAGAUUUUGGAAAAGAUAUGUUAAUGAAGAAGAUGAUAAUUCUCCCAAAAAAUUGCAAUCACCUGUGAGAGAGUACAUCCAGGCUAAAGAGCAGAUUCAGAUGGUUGAUAAACAAGUUUAAAGCAAGUGAAGAAGAUUAGUUAGAUUAUUUAAUUUAUUAGUUACAGGCUAUUAGUUUACAAUGAAAAUUAGAGAUAUUUUUAAGUUUUUAUUUAUGUCUACGUUUUUGUUUCUAGUUUUGUGGUUAUUAAAUGUGAAUUUCAGAGUCUUGGUUAUUGUUGCCAUUAUAA